UGGAACCUUUGGAAGUGGAUUCCCCCUUGGUUUACCAUGGAAGCCAUCAGUGCAUUUCUCAAAGCUCUGUGAACUUCAUGAAGACAGUUCACCAGGAUUUCAUCAAACUUCAUUCACGUAGAGACGCUGAUUCACUGAUGGAGGAAGAAAAGCCGAGUAUCACCGGCAGCAGCAGAAUGACGACACCGGCAGGGACCUGCAACAUCACAGACAGGUGUCCAAAUGAGGGUGGAGUCGAUUGCACUUCAGGACAGCUGGAUCAGCCCAGGCAAGUUGAAGAUAAGCGCUGCCUCUGUGACCAGUGUGGAAACAGGUUUAGUAGCUUGUGGGCUCUGAAGACCCAUCAGCGCAUCCACGCAGGAGAGAAACCCUACUCCUGUGGUGUGUGUGAAAAGAGUUUCACCAGUUCAUCAUAUUUGAAGAUCCAUCAGGGCAUCCACGCAGGAGAGAAACCCUACUCCUGUGGUGUGUGUGAAAAGAGUUUCACCAGUUCAUCAUAUUUGAAGAUCCAUCAGCGCAUCCACGCAGGAGAGAAACCCUACUCCUGUGGUGUGUGUGAAAAGCGUUUCACUCGCUCAUCACAUUUGAAGACCCAUCAGCGCAUCCACGCAGGAGAGAAACCCUACUCCUGUGGUGUGUGUGAAAAGAGUUUCACCAGUUCAUCAUAUUUGAAGAUCCAUCAGCGCAUCCACGCAGGAGAGAAACCCUACUCCUGUGGUGUGUGUGAAAAGCGUUUCACUCGCUCAUCACAUUUGAAGAUCCAUCAGCACAUCCACACAGGAGAGAAACCCUACUCCUGUGGUGUGUGUGAAAAGCGUUUCAUCCAGUCAUCACAAUUGAAGACCCAUCAGCGCAUCCACGCAGGAGAGAAACCCUACUCCUGUGGUGUGUGUGAAAAGAGUUUCACCAGUUCAUCAUAUUUGAAGAUCCAUCAGCGCAUCCACGCAGGAGAGAAACCCUACUCCUGUGGUGUGUGUGAAAAGAGUUUCACCAGUUCAUCAUAUUUGAAGACCCAUCAGCGCAUCCACGCAGGAGAGAAACCCUACUCCUGUGGUGUGUGUGAAAAGCGUUUCACUCGCUCAUCACAUUUGAAGACCCAUCAGCGCAUCCACGCAGGAGAGAACCCCUACUCCUGUGGUGUGUGUGAAAAGAGUUUCACCAGUUCAUCAUAUUUGAAGAUCCAUCAGCGCAUCCACGCAGGAGAGAAACCCUACUCCUGUGGUGUGUGUGAAAAGCGUUUCACUCGCUCAUCACAUUUGAAGAUCCAUCAGCACAUCUACACAGGAGAGAAACCCUACUCCUGUGGUGUGUGUGAAAAGAGUUUCACCAGUUCAUCAUAUUUGAAGAUGCAUCAGCGCAUCCACGCAGGAGAGAAACACUACUCCUGUGGUGUGUGUGAAAAGCGUUUCACUCGCUCAUCACAUUUGAAGAUCCAUCAGCACAUCCACUCAGGAGAGAAACCCUACUCCUGUGGUGUGUGUGAAAAGAGUUUCACCAGUUCAUCAUAUUUGAAGAUCCAUCAGCGCAUCCACGCAGGAGAGAAACCCUACUCCUGUGGUGUGUGUGAAAAGCGUUUCACUCGCUCAUCACAUUUGAAGAUCCAUCAGCACAUCUACACAGGAGAGAAACCCUACUCCUGUGGUGUGUGUGAAAAGAGUUUCACCAGUUCAUCAUAUUUGAAGAUGCAUCAGCGCAUCCACGCAGGAGAGAAACUCUACUCCUGUGGUGUGUGUGAAAAGCGUUUCACUCGCUCAUCACAUUUGAAGAUCCAUCAGCACAUCCACACAGGAGAGAAACCCUACUCCUGUGGUGUGUGUGAAAAGCGUUUCACUUGGUCAUCAAAUUUGAAGAUGCAUCAGCGCACCCACGCAGGAGAGAAACCCUACUCCUGUGGUGUGUGUGAAAAGCGUUUCACUUGGUCAUCAAAUUUGAAGAUGCAUCAGCGCACCCACGCAGGAGAGAAACCCUACUCCUGUGGUGUGUGUGAAAAGAGUUUCACCAGUUCAUCAUAUUUGAAGAUGCAUCAGCGCACCCACGCAGGAGAGAAACCCUACUCCUGUGGUGUGUGUGAAAAGCGUUUCACUCGGUCAUCAACUUUGAAGAUCCAUCAGCGCACCCACACAGGAGAGAAACCCUACCCCUCUUAUGUAUGUUUCGCUGGGUCAUCAAAUCUGAAGGUUCAUCAGCAUACCCACCCAGAGAGAAACAUUACAGCUGCCACUGAUCCACGAGGGAAUUCAGUGAGCCAUCAAAUUUCCCAUAUCAUAAGAAGUCCCGUUGACCCUGCCCUCGAAGCUUCAGCAGCAUUUCAGGAGCAUAUUUUAAAUCAGUGAAACAUUAAUAAAAAAAAAAAAAACUUUGUUAAAAAAUGUUAUUAAACUAUUAAAUUAAUA
Messenger RNA from Archocentrus centrarchus (flier cichlid), 2393 nucleotides. Its product is annotated as zinc finger protein 271-like. The coding region runs from base 78 to 2333 and encodes 751 amino acids. NCBI's taxonomy places the organism in Eukaryota, Metazoa, Chordata, Actinopteri, Cichliformes, Cichlidae. Gene Ontology annotation, biological process: regulation of transcription by RNA polymerase II. Gene Ontology annotation, molecular function: DNA-binding transcription factor activity, RNA polymerase II-specific; RNA polymerase II cis-regulatory region sequence-specific DNA binding. The transcript has 3 exons. The record is from RefSeq and is a predicted model, not a curated record.